Messenger RNA from Stegastes partitus (bicolor damselfish), 1020 nucleotides. RefSeq names its product ICOS ligand-like. Gene Ontology annotation, cellular component: external side of plasma membrane. The record is from RefSeq and is a predicted model, not a curated record. The coding region runs from base 55 to 612 and encodes 185 amino acids. The transcript has 3 exons. NCBI's taxonomy places the organism in Eukaryota, Metazoa, Chordata, Actinopteri, Pomacentridae. Gene Ontology annotation, biological process: negative regulation of T cell proliferation; immune response; cellular response to lipopolysaccharide.
CAGAAGAGACAUUCGUGUUUGCUGCACAGCUUCAUUCGACAACAUAAUCUGUAAAUGAAUACCAGUCCAGGUGAGAGACUAACAGGAGACGAUACGGGUGAAAUGGCUGCUGUGAGCUCUGGUUCAUUCUGCUGUCUGAUCGUCUGUUUCCUGCUCUGCACCUGCACAGCUCAGGAAAACAUCACAGCUGAACUGGGACAGGAUGUCAUUCUACCAUGUGGAGGUCCCAACAACAACGACUCCUUCAUCGCUGCAGAGUGGGUCAGACCGGACCAGCAGCCAGACUACGUUCUGUUCUACCGCGAUGGGAAGUGUCAUCCACAAUUCCAGCAUCCGUUGUUUAAGAACCGAACGGAUCUGCAGGACAAGCAGAUGAAGGACGGAGACGUUUCUCUGGUUCUGAACGAUGUGAAGAUGGAGGACACUGGAACAUACGUGUGUCGUGUUUUCCUGAAAGAAACCAUCGACAGGCAGAGCGCCAUUGUGAAAAUCGUCCACCUGGAAGUUCAUCCACCAGGAGGCAAGGAUGGAGGAGACAAGGAUGGAGGAGACAAGGAUGGAGGGAACGUAGUUGGACUGGUUCUUGGAAUCGUCUGUUACUUCUUGCUGUGAUGGUUUCUGUUGGUUUCCUGAUCUCCAAAAAACACAUUAAGAACAAUUCAGAGCUCCUUGUUGACAUCAAAUGAUUGAUAUGAAUCAGUUUCCUGGUUGGGUCUGUUAUAGCGGACCCAGCUGAUGAUGGAAGCAUCAGAACCCUGAGCUCCUCCCAACAUCUCCAUGAUGGAUAGUUCUGCUGUAGAGCUGUGGACUGGUGCUGCUGCUGCUCGUCUCCAUCAACUUUUCUACUCUGUUGGUUUGUCUUUCAAUAAAUGUUCUGGACAUAAAGUGUUCUGUCAGAUGGGAUCAGAACCAGAUAGAAAAGUUCUGAUUGUACAGAACGAACCACAACUUAUAAAGUUUAAAAGAUGUUUACUUUUUGUGCUGUGAAGAAUAAAAUACAUUUUGUUCUUUACAAGCGCA